GUCGGUUUUUGGUGAUUGCUGAUUGGCCAAUCCUGUUCUACGGAGUUGGCGCCAUCGCAAGCCUCCGUGCUGUCUACAGAGCGCUCUCCAGGAGAUUUUCUACUCUUUUGCCAGUAUUAGUGGAUUAACCACGACACAAUGGCUGAUAAAGAUGGUGCAUUUGAUGAUGCUGUUGAGGAAAGGGUGAUCAAUGAGGAGUACAAGAUCUGGAAGAAGAACACGCCUUUCCUCUAUGACCUGGUCAUGACACACGCCCUGGAGUGGCCCAGCCUCACCGCCCAGUGGCUGCCUGAUGUCACCAGGCCGGAAGGUAAAGACUACAGCGUACACCGACUGGUUUUGGGAACACACACUUCUGAUGAGCAGAAUCAUCUUGUAAUUGCUAGUGUUCAGCUCCCGAAUGAUGAUGCCCAGUUUGAUGCAUCACACUACGACAGCGAGAAAGGAGAGUUUGGAGGCUUUGGAUCUGUAAGUGGGAAGAUAGAGAUUGAGAUCAAGAUCAACCAUGAGGGGGAAGUGAACAGAGCCCGCUACAUGCCUCAGAAUCCUUGCAUCAUCGCCACCAAGACCCCCACCAGUGACGUGCUGGUCUUUGAUUACACAAAGCACCCUUCUAAACCGGACCCUUCUGGAGAAUGCACCCCAGACCUGCGGUUGCGAGGCCACCAGAAGGAGGGCUAUGGUCUCUCCUGGAACCCAAACCUCAGCGGCUGCCUCCUCAGUGCCUCUGAUGACCAUACAAUCUGCUUAUGGGACAUCAGCGCAGUGCCCAAGGAGGGAAAGAUAGUGGAUGCCAAGACCAUCUUCACAGGCCACACGGCCGUAGUGGAGGACGUUUCCUGGCACCUGCUCCAUGAGUCGCUCUUUGGCUCUGUGGCCGAUGACCAGAAACUCAUGAUCUGGGACACGCGGUCAAACAACACCUCCAAGCCCAGCCAUGCCGUGGAUGCCCACACCGCAGAGGUCAACUGCUUGUCCUUCAAUCCCUACAGCGAGUUCAUCUUGGCCUCUGGCUCUGCAGAUAAGACUGUGGCUCUUUGGGACCUGAGGAACUUGAAGCUGAAGCUGCACUCGUUUGAGUCUCACAAGGACGAGAUCUUCCAGGUUCAGUGGUCUCCUCAUAACGAAACCAUCCUGGCCUCCAGCGGCACCGACAGGAGGCUCAACGUCUGGGAUCUCAGUAAGAUCGGAGAGGAACAGUCCCCGGAGGAUGCUGAGGACGGCCCUCCUGAGCUGCUGUUCAUCCACGGCGGACACACAGCGAAGAUCUCAGACUUCUCUUGGAACCCCAACGAGCCGUGGGUCAUCUGCUCUGUAUCAGAGGACAACAUCAUGGAAGUCUGGCAAAUGGCGGAAAAUAUCUACAACGAUGAGGACCCAGAAGGGGCUGCAGAUUCAGAAGUCCAGGCAUGAGUCUCGUCUCCACUUCUCUUCAGUUGACCUGCUUGUUAAAGACGGGUUUAUUUUCCAGUGCUGGGUGCAUAAGCAGUAAUCUCCUUUUUUUUAAAAUCCAUUUUUAGGCAGCAGUGUUUUUUGUAAAAAAAUUGAAAGAAUAAAAUGCUGCGUUGUCAUAUGUCGUGAAGUAUUUAAAGUAAGUCCGUAUUGGUCAGAUAUUUAGAUCUUUUUAGUUUCCCAGUUCUCCCCUUUGGCUUGGGAUGAAACCAUCACAAAUGUUUCCGACAUUCAGGUUUGCUUUUUGAUGGUUUUAUGUCUUUCAUCCUUGUUGGUUGUGCUGAAAAAAAUUCUAAGAAGAUCCAUUUUUAAUAAAAUUGUACAUACUAUAGGUUUUUCUUGUAUUUGCUUGAUAUUAAUAUGAUACAUUUUCCAGAUUGUGUGUGCUACUUGUAUGUAUGUGUGUUUUUUCUCUGCUUUUUUGUGCUGUAUCUGAGCUCUUGUGUACUUAAGUAUAUUCAUAAUAAAAUAUUUACAGUAAA
Molecule: messenger RNA, 1934 nt
Organism: Cottoperca gobio
Lineage: Eukaryota; Metazoa; Chordata; Actinopteri; Perciformes; Bovichtidae
Product: histone-binding protein RBBP4
Exons: 11
Coding region: 139-1413 (424 amino acids)
Molecular function (GO): protein binding
Source: RefSeq, a predicted model, not a curated record